Messenger RNA from Lycium ferocissimum, 604 nucleotides. RefSeq lists its product as uncharacterized. The coding region runs from base 140 to 448 and encodes 102 amino acids. The record is from RefSeq and is a predicted model, not a curated record. The transcript is spliced from 3 exons. NCBI's taxonomy places the organism in Eukaryota, Viridiplantae, Streptophyta, Magnoliopsida, Solanales, Solanaceae.
ACAUUCAAUACAAAAAUACAGCAAAGCAAAGCACUUCUCCUUGUUCUAUAAAAAUAGUCCUCUACAAGAAAACUUCUCUCCAAAAUAUCCCCUCUUUCCCUCUCACAAACUUUGUUUCUUUCUCUGUUAAUACUGUGCAAUGGAAUAUAGCAAGAAGAAGAAGAGUGGACCAUGGCUAUCAGUGCCACAAUUUGGACACUGGGACCAAAAGGGAGUAUUUCCAGACUACUCCAUGGAUUUCUCUCAAAUAAGAGAGAAUAGGAAACAGAACAAGAAUGACUUGUCAAGAGCCAGUUUAGGAAAUGAGAAUGAGCUCAUUUUCUCUACCAAAAAGGAUACAAAUGCAGCUUACUCUGCCCCCAGUAAUGACCACCAUUACUAUAAGAACCAAUCUCCAACUAGGAUGAGAAGGAUCUUCAGAUAUUUCAACUGCUGUGUAAAAGCUUGAAGUUCAUGGGAUUGAUUUCUUCCAACUUCUUUGUAAUAAUAGUGUAGCUAUGUGAUUUCGCCUAAGUUUUGAGUGACUCUUCCAAGAAAUUGAAAUUGGGAAAUGUUGUGGAUUUUGAGAUUUGGUGAUCAAGAAAAUGUUUCUCUGGAAGAACAA